Molecule: messenger RNA, 3339 nt
Organism: Lodderomyces theae
Lineage: Eukaryota; Fungi; Ascomycota; Pichiomycetes; Serinales; Debaryomycetaceae
Gene: ZCF31
Product: Zcf31p
Exons: 1
Coding region: 1-3339 (1112 amino acids)
Biological process (GO): regulation of DNA-templated transcription
Molecular function (GO): zinc ion binding; DNA-binding transcription factor activity, RNA polymerase II-specific
Source: RefSeq, a predicted model, not a curated record
AUGAACACUACUGAACUAACCUCCGAGGCAAAUCAUCACUCGCCGUCUACAUCUGCCUCGCCGUCGGCACCAAUAUCAACAAUAAGUUUCGAAGCUUCCAACAACACUAUUACUCAGCAACGACCGUCAUCAAGAAGAGUAGCUAGACGUGCAUGUUUGUCGUGCAGAGAAAAGAAGAUCAAGUGCGAUGGUGAGCCCGUUUGCGCCAUAUCUUCAGCAGAUGGAGUCAACAAAGUGGUUCCAGAAAAGACAAGGACUUGUUCCAAUUGUAAAUUCUUGGGUAUAGAGUGUGUCUUUGUGCAAAGUAAUCGUGGAGGAAGAAGAAAGAGAAGAGAAGCCAAUGGUGAUUCAGGAAACAAGACUGGGGAGAAUACGGCAACUAAUGAUCAAGUGAAAAAGAUACGAACGGAGAGUUCAACUACUGGCACAUUCACACAGGAAAAUGAUUCUCAAAAUACAACCAAGAAAGCCACUACAAGCGAAGACCAGAUAGUUUCAGGUUCAACAGCUAGAGUCAGCUCAUUUAUCCUAGGGAACAACAAUAAGCCAAAUUUUACUCUACCGGGUACAACUCAAACUGAUUUCCCACAUGCGUUGGGUAAGAUGCCCCCACCUACAUUUUCCUCAAGUGAAGGUUUAAAUUUGAGAAGUGAUUAUGGCCAUCAUAUGAGUAAGCCGCCGUACCCUGAGUUUGAUGAAAUGGUGCAAAGUGACACUACGAGAUCCAAUUCCUAUGACUUCCCCCGGUUCCCAUUCGGAAGAAGAUACCAAGACAUUGAUCGUCCUGAUGGAACAGAAACCGAAUCCUCAUUCCAAUUGUCGAGUGUCCCACCAAAGGGAAGACAACACGACAAAGAAAGUAGCCCACCGUCACCUCAUGAUUUUGGUCAUGGCCCCCAUCGUCGUGGGCCACCGCCACAUCCGCACUCACAUCCGCAUCCACACUCACACGAUCGUCAUCACAUGGAUGAAGAUGAUUAUUAUUCACUUCCUCCGCCACCUCCACCUCCACCUCCACCUCCAUUUGGCUUCCAUCAUGGACCUCCUCCGCCACUCCCACCUUUUGGCCCUCAUCCUCCUCCGCCUCCGCCACCACCGGGGCAUUUUCCUCAUUUCCACCCGCAUUUUCCACCUCCACCUCCACCUCCACCUCCGCACCACCAUCAUUAUGGAAUGUACAAGCAUCACUACCCUCACCCUCGGCAUCGCCGUCACCAUCACCAUCACCAUCAUCGUCGCAAGUUCUAUGACCCUCAAUAUGAUAAGCACGACUCUGCAGACGAGCUGUAUUCGCCAAAGCUUCAUGAUCGUCGUAAAGCUGACAAGGAGACGCUCACUGAGAACAGCUCGUGCUCUAGACUGAGACGGUUUGGUAGUGUUUCAAGCUCUUGUUCAACCCCGUCGUCGGGAACUGAUGGAAAGGAUAUGAGUCUGUCGUUGGUAGCAAAGUUGCCUGAUAUGGAGGGAAAGAGCACGUCAUUGGUGGGUGAGCAUAAUAUUGGAGCACAAGAGGAGAAAGGCGGUACUGCCACUGCUGUUGAAAUUACAACUUCAACUACUCGUCCAUCUGUUUCUAAAACUCAGAAGCAACCAUUCUCAGACACCGAGUUAGCUGAAUAUGAUCUUCCCAAUUGGCAGACUUUGGAUAGAGUUUUGACAUAUUAUUACAUCUACAACCAGCCAAAUCACCAAUUAUUCCCUGGGAAGUCAAUCCUACUCGAUAACUUGUCUUUAAAACUCGACAGCUCAGUGUUUCACGCAAUCAUUUCCACAAUCUGCAUAACGGCAACUAGACAAGACCCCACUUUACCAAUCAGCAGCGACGAAAACUUCUGGAUCAACAAUGUUUACAAGUACUGGGACAAUCUUAAUGGGCUUGGGAUAAUGACGUGCUACAAAUUGAUUUCCAAGUGCACUUCAUUCAGGUACGAUAUGAGCAACAUCAAUAAAGCCAAUGCCAAGAUUCUCGACACGAUUCAUGAAAAUAACUAUGUCGAGAUAUACAGUCAAAAGCGGUUUGAGUUCCAACAGGCAGAAGUGAAGCUAAAUAGCAAAAUACCACAAAAGCAUCCAAUAUUUGGUACACGAAGACAAAUUUAUGAACGUGAAGUUGUACUUCGAUUGAUUUGGAAUUUUUACAUCCAUCAUAUAAUCUUGCUCAGAUUCAAUCAAGGUCGGCCUUACUACAAGUUAUCCAUGAUUAUUGAUGAUUUCAAAUUGGAUUAUGAGCGAGACCAUUACUCAAACAACAUUUUGCUCCCGUUGAACGAUUAUGAUUUUAUGAAUUUGAAGUUGGUUAAUAAUCGCACAAAUUGGAAACAGUUGCACGAAAAGAGUUAUAUCCCCUCUGAUGCUGCUAGUUUGAUUUUGGCUAGCAAGAUUUUCGAAAAUUUAUUGACGAAAUUGUCCAAUGAUGAAUUGAGUUUUGAGAAUUUGAUUAAUGUUAGUGAGUUUAAUGUUGAUUUUACAUGCAAGAUCAAGUCUCAGCAUAUUACUAUAAAGGAAGAUAGGAAAUUGAUUGUGGUCAAUGUGAGUUAUUGGUUUGCCAAUAUGAUUCUUCGAGUUUCUGAGGUUUUGCAAUACAAUCAUUUCAUUCACAAUGUGAUGGUUUUCAAAAUGUACAAACAUGAGUUUAAAGUGCAUGUGGAAGAGACCAAUCACAAGAGCAAGGACACUUCAUUCACGCCAAUAGUAUGUGAUGAAAUUCUCGAAUGCAGUGAUUUAUUCGAGCGAUUAACCAAGCUUCAAUCAUUUCAAUGGCAGAGUAUUAUUGAAGUGACAAAGUCAAUAAAUGGAUUCAUUUCAUUGAUUGAGUUUUCCCCACUGUCGGAAUACGAAGACUAUGCAAUUGUACUUGGACCAUCUUUGAUCAGUAGUGAAGAACCGGUAGACAAGAGCAACACCAUCAGUAAUGUCAUCAACAAAUCAACCGAAUGGUACGACUCGCCCGAAUUGCAGACCACGGUCAAACAAUCUUGGAACAAGUUGCCACCAUAUUCAUUAUCAUUCUCGGCGGGGUUCUUGUCAGUUGUGUGCAGCUUGGCAGUAUUGACGAAAUAUGUAAAGCUCAGAUCCAAUGCGGAUCUGAAAUGUCUAGUUGUUGAAUUCAUACCAACUGGAGAAUCUAAAGAAUUUGCCGACGUCAAUACAAACAAUAUUGACGGGUUUGAACGUGUUGCUCAACUGUUUACUACUACGCAGAUUCUAAAGCAGGUGUCUACGUUGUGUGAGUUUGUGAAGUUCAAGUUGUCUUAUAGUAAUGCCAACGUUAUGCAAAGUACUAUUCAAAAGAUGAACAAGAUUACACAACAUUUGGAGAGUAUAUUGAGUAGUGGCUAA